Molecule: messenger RNA, 4586 nt
Organism: Xyrauchen texanus (razorback sucker)
Lineage: Eukaryota; Metazoa; Chordata; Actinopteri; Cypriniformes; Catostomidae
Product: alpha-1,3-mannosyl-glycoprotein 4-beta-N-acetylglucosaminyltransferase A-like
Exons: 16
Coding region: 367-1968 (533 amino acids)
Biological process (GO): protein N-linked glycosylation
Cellular component (GO): Golgi stack; endoplasmic reticulum-Golgi intermediate compartment; endoplasmic reticulum
Molecular function (GO): acetylglucosaminyltransferase activity
Source: RefSeq, a predicted model, not a curated record
CACCGCUGAAGGAUCGGGCUGGACGGUGCGUCUGUUAAUUUGCUAUUUACUGAACAUCACAACGCCCAUUUCAGCUCGGUUUCAUUACCGGAUUGUGCGUGUCAGAUCGGACCGGUCCGGUUAGCAGUUGAAUAACGGUGUGAAAAGGACGGGCAAGCAUGAGGAUUGCACAUCUUUCUGUUGAAAUGCAUCAGUUCCGUUGGGGUGCCUCGUGACUCCAGCAGCGACCGAGAGGAGGAGGAGCGCGGCGCAGACAGUCGAUGAUCCGGGCCCCCGUCACCUCCCGUCCGCUCCUCUGAAGCGCUUAUGCACCCCUGCUGGACCAGGAGGACAAGAGGAAGCUGCACGGGGAGGCGCUGAAAUGAGAUGAGGCUCAGACAUGGAACUGUUGCCACGGCGAUUGUUUUCUUCACCUCGUUUCUCAGUCUGUCCUGGUAUACGGCUUGGCAGAAUGGCAAAGAAAAGUUGGUAGCCUAUCAGAGGGAGUUUCAUGCCCUGAGGGAGCGACUGCGAGUGGCAGAGCACCGUACCCUACAGCGCUCUUCUGAGCUCAACUCCAUCCUCGAACAGUUCAGACGGUCCAUCGCAGAGACCAAUGGCAGCAAGGAUGCUCUCGCCAACUUCUCAGAUGAGACACAGAAGUUGUUGAAGGAGUUGUCUCACAGGAAGCCCCUCCAGGUGCCAAAUAUCUAUCACCACCUGCCUCACCUGCUCAAUAAUGAGGGCAGCCUGCAUCCUGCUGUACAGGUGGCCCAGGGACGUACCGGAGUUUCCAUGGUAAUGGGCAUCCCUACAGUGAAGCGGAAAGUGAAGUCAUACCUGUCAGAGACGUUGCAUUCUCUCAUCGAUAAACUCUCAGCGGAGGAGAAGCUUGACUGCGUCAUUAUAGUGUUUGUGGGAGAGACGGACAUAGAUUAUGUAAACAGUGUGGUUGCUGGCCUUGAGAAAGAGUUUCACACAGAACUGAAUUCUGGGUUGGUUGAGGUCAUAUCGCCCCCUGCCAGUUACUACCCAGAAUUGAGCAACCUCAAAGAGACAUUCGGCGACUCUAAGGAAAGGGUGAAAUGGCGGACCAAGCAGAACUUGGAUUAUUCUUUUCUAAUGAUGUAUGCCGUCAACAAAGGGGUCUAUUACGUCCAGUUAGAAGACGACAUCGUUGCCAAGCCCAACUAUUUUGCCACCAUGAAAAACUUUGCCCUUCAACUCGCCACUGAGGACUGGAUGAUCCUUGAGUUUUCACAGCUGGGCUUCAUUGGUAAGAUGUUCCAAGCCCCAGAUCUAAAUCUCAUUGUGGAGUUCAUCUUCAUGUUUUAUAAGGAGAAGCCCAUAGAUUGGCUGCUGGAUCACAUACUCUGGGUCAAAGUAUGCAACCCAGAGAAAGAUGCCAAACACUGUGAGAGACAGAAGUCUAGUCUACGCAUUCGUUUCAGGCCCUCCUUAUUCCAGCAUGUCGGGCUGCACUCUUCCCUGGCAGGAAAAAUUCAAAAACUCACGGAUAAAGACUUUCUAAAACCUCUACUGCAUAAGAUUCACGUGAACCCACCGGCUGAGGUGUCCACCUCUCUUAAAGUGUAUCAAGGCCACACGCUUGAGAAGACCUACAUGGGUGAGGACUUCUUCUGGGCCAUUACUCCAAUGGCUGGAGACUAUGUCUUGUUAAAGUUUGAUCGACCUGUCAACAUUGAAAGGUUCCUGUUUCGAAGUGGGAACCAGGAGCACCCUGGAGACAAAAUCGCGAACACAACUGUCGAGAUCCUGCCCUUCUCGGAUGCUGAAUUGAAGACCAAAGAGAAAUACAAACGAACAGAGGACCGGUUUUAUAAAAUUGCUCAGUUUCAGAAUGGAGUCGCAGAGGGGACUGUUGACCCUGCUUUCAACCCUGUGGUUACUGUACGUCUGGCCGUCCAGAAGGACUCUGCUGUGUGGGCAAUUAUUAGUGAGAUCCAUAUCAAGAGGAUACCUCGAUAACUACCUGCAUGUAAAGGCCCUCAUUGGUCAUCUAAGUUGAGAUGUGCUGCUCACGUCUACAGAGGUUCUAGAGUGACACAUGACUAUAUCAGAGUGCAUGGAAGGAGUCAAUCACAAUUUCCCUUAAAUAAACUUCUCUCGCUCUAUUUUCUUCUUAAACUUUAAAUUUUUUCUCUGGUAACUUCGUCACCUACUUGCUUUUUUUUAAACAUUUUGCUUUGGUCUUUAGACUCAGACAGAGCUGGACAGGUAAUCUGGCAUACCGGGCAUUUUCCCGGUAGGCCGACACACUUUGGGGCCGAUCACGGGCAGACAGGCCAUCAGAAGAACCGAGCGGGCCAGUGGGUUGGCCGCGGAAUGGACCGAGAUAAGCUAAAAUUAGCAGAAAAUUAUGCAGAACGGACCAAAAACGGCGCUGAACUCUUCCCGGUUCAGCCCUGAAUUCCCUGAAUUCUGUUUUGUGAAUGUAACUACUACUGUACAGAAGGAAGAAGAAGAAAAAAUACACUUUUUGACGGAAUGUUUCCAGACACUGAUAUUUUGUCAUGAAGGAUUCCUUGCUGUCAUGAAGGAUUGAUUUUCAGGAUUUUAGGGUUCACUGAUGCUGGAGAAAAUGUGAUGUCUCACACUGCCGUCAUGGACUAUAACUGACCUCGUACCCUAGGUCAGACAACCACGGCUAGAUUUAGACUGAGAUGGAGUGAGACAGCAGUAAUGUUUUUAUUUUAUCUUUUUUAAAUGAUUUUUUUUUUUUUUUUUUAGGUUUUAGGAUGUUGCUGUUUGGUACUCUGUUAAAAAAAACUAGUGGAAAACUGGUUUAUUUUAUCUACUGCUUUGCCAAAAUCUUGAAAUAUAUUUCUAAAAACAGAAGGCAUAUUUUAGGCCUAUACCUUGUCAACAAGAGUGGCUUUUCUUCCUUUGUGUCGGUUUAUCGUCAACCAAUCAAUCGUGACUUUCAAUAUGAAGGUUUAUUUUGCUGGUAUUAUUAUUAUGACUAUCUAUGAAGGUGAAUUAAUUUAUUUGAAAUACAUUUUUAAUUUGUACAAGAGGUACAUUCUUUUAUUUUAUAUUCCUUGGAAAUGUAUGAUGUGGCAGAGAAUUUAGUGCUUUUGAGUGGUUGUGGCUCAAAGUCGAGUGAAUAAACUGGUUCAUGUUUAUUCUUAUCUUUGUGUACAGCAGUUCUGAAGGGUGCAGGGCCACCCACCUCUGUGCCUUAAUAUCCAGCGCUCUAAGGGGCCUGGAAAAGGAAUGCCUUGUGUCCUGUAUCAAAAUGCUUGGAUCAUACAAUAGAACUUUUGUUAUAUUCCUGAUUUGACUCAAAAGUUAAAGUUUAGAGCAUGGCAUGUCCAUAUUUAUGUUCUAGAAAAUGUAAUGUUUGUUCAUUGAGUUUGGACAUUUUUUCACUUCAAAUAACCCGCUUUCAUCUUGUCAGUAAGAAAAUGUUCUUCAUUCUACAUUUGAUGAUGUACUGUUAGACCAGUAAAACAUUAUGAGUAAUCCCAGAUGUAAUAUGCAGACCUGUUUUUAUUUACCUUCAAAUUUUCUGCACUGAUUUGAAGAAAAUAAUUUGUGGGGUGAAUUUAAAUGUGUUAAUUGAAGUCGAGAGUACUUCUCUCUUAUUGGUAGCUAAAGGCAUAAUCAGAUUGGCCAAGAUAUUUAAUACAAUUACCACACACAAUGUGUGGAGUACUUGUAGAACUUCAGAAAUGACUGGUGUUCAAAUUUCGUGUGGGCCUGGUGAUGAGCAAAAUAUUUUCUUGAACCAUAGAUUCAUAAUGGUGAAAAGCCGAAACUGAAUGGAAAACGAACUAAUCACUUCAACUAAUUAUUUUCUGUUAAUUUUCUGUUGUUGUGCUGCUUGGUCAGGAUUGAAUGCUGUACUUUUUAUAUUGUAAAGCUAUGGUUCUUAUUUAUUUUGCAUGUAAUUAAAUUGGUGAAGUAACUACUGUAGAAAUUUCCAAAGUGCUCUCAUCUCAUGUGAUUGUAUAUAUCUUUAUAAUAAUAGAUUAACGGAGGUUUUUGUUCAGCCUUUCAAAAAGUGUCUGUAUGCUUUCCUUUAUGCUACAUGCAGCGGGUUUCAGGACACAUCUGUUUUAGUUUAAAAAUACUCUCCCUAUUUUUGUGACCUCUUGGGGCUGGAUGUGAUUUGCAUAACCUGACCAGUUUAUGUUGUAAUAGAAAGCCAACGUACUGUCAAGUUUGUUUACAGUUUAUGGUCUUUCCUGAGAGGAGAGACUAAAAUUAUUUCUUUGAUUGACUGUAGAUCACUGUAUCAUCCUUUGUUUUGUGACGUGAGUUCUGGGAAGUGGGCAGGUAAAACCACAACUGUGUGAAUUUCACUAGUCCACACAAGUGUUUUGCCAUAUUGCUGCCUUUUAGUCAGAUUUGUGCUCAAUACUUUUUACUUGUUUCCAACCCUGUUUAAACACUGAGAGAUGUUCUCUGCUGAUCUCAAGUCAAACUCUCAUGGGCCAAUUUUUCCAGACACAUCCAGCUUUAUCUGGGAUCUGCAUAUCCAUCUUGAAAUCAAACCUUCAGUCUUGCAUUUCAUGUGCCUUCAUUUGUCUUUCUCCGGCUCUGACAUUGAUUUGAAUAAACUGUUCUGAAAUAAACCAAUC